AUGCGAUUUUUCGCGACCCCCCCGGUGCACGGCUCCCUCGCCCGCUUCGUUCAGCACCCGGCAAAUCUAUGCUUUCCUUUGCCUGCCUCCAUAUCCUACGAGGAGGGCGCCAUGUGCGAGCCCUUUGCGGUUGGCGUGUACGCGUGCACCAAAGCCAAGGUACGCCCGGGCAUCCGCCUGCUCAUCACAGGAGCAGGCCCAAUCGGACUGGUGACCCUCUUGGCAGCCCGUGCUUUUGGAGCCUCCGACAUCAUUAUCACCGACGUGGACCGGCGGAGACUCGCCAUUGCCGCCGAGAUAGCGCCGGGGACACGGACGGUCCUUGUAGAGGGCAAGGCGCCGGCAGAGGUGCUACACAUGGUCGGUGGCUGCGGGUGCGUGGAUGUGACGAUGGACUGCGCAGGGUUCGAGGGGACCGUGGAGCUGGCCUUGGAAGCGACGGCCAAUGGCGGCAAGGUCCUCUUGAUCGGCAUGGGAUGCAGCACCCGCAGAAUGCACAUCCCCUUGCUCCCGGCGGCUAUCCGGGAAGUCGACCUGCUGGGGAGCUUCCGUUACCGAAACGUGUACCCGGCGUGUCUGGCCAUGAUCGCGUCCGGUAAGGUGGAUUUGAAGAGGCUCAUCACCCACUACAAAGAUUUGUCGGGGCCGGGCUCUUUCACAGCCGAAUCGGUAACAAGCGGUUUUGCGCUUUCGGAGCAGGGGGGGGAGGUGGUAAAAGUCAUGUUCACGCUGUAG
Molecule: messenger RNA, 735 nt
Organism: Nannochloropsis gaditana CCMP526
Gene: GUTB
Product: L-iditol 2-dehydrogenase
Exons: 1
Coding region: 1-735 (244 amino acids)
Source: RefSeq, a predicted model, not a curated record